This is a messenger RNA of Heterobasidion irregulare TC 32-1, 579 nucleotides long. RefSeq lists its product as uncharacterized. Lineage: Eukaryota; Fungi; Basidiomycota; Agaricomycetes; Russulales; Bondarzewiaceae. The transcript has 7 exons. The record is from RefSeq and is a predicted model, not a curated record. The coding region runs from base 1 to 579 and encodes 192 amino acids.
AUGGACUUUUUUGUUAAAUCUAUAAUUCUUGCUGGCUUUAUCGGUCAGGCUCUAGCGCACGGUGUCGUCACCUCUCCCAGUCCUCGUAAGAUUGGGAGCGCGGCGAAAAGCGCUUGCGGUACUGCUGUAUAUUCAGCUCUUGCUUCCGACAAAUAUGGUCCGAUCGAGAAUGCGGCCAAGAAGAUCGACGACACGUAUAACGCUGAAGCCUGUCAUCUGUUUUUCUGCAAGGGCUAUCAAUAUGAAGAUAACGCAGCAAACACGCGCGUUUAUACUGCGGGACAGGUCGUCAAUAUGCAGGUGGACCUAGCUGCCCAUCAUACAGGCCAUGCGAAUGUAUCUGUGGUCAACCUCAGCUCUCAAACAACAAUUGGAAAACCCCUGUACCUGUGGCCUGUAUACGCAAAUAGCAGUCUCGGGCCAUCAAAAUGGCCAACUAACGAAACGAACUUCAACGUCACCAUACCCGACCUCGGCGACGAAUGCACGACGGCGGGAGCCUGCGCGAUACAGUGGUGGUGGUAUGCGGACAGCAACGGGCAAACGUAUGAAAGUUGCGUCGACUUCACAACGGAGUGA